This is a messenger RNA of Alternaria atra, 603 nucleotides long. RefSeq lists its product as uncharacterized. NCBI's taxonomy places the organism in Eukaryota, Fungi, Ascomycota, Dothideomycetes, Pleosporales, Pleosporaceae. The coding region runs from base 1 to 603 and encodes 200 amino acids. The record is from RefSeq and is a predicted model, not a curated record. The transcript has a single exon.
AUGCACACCAACACUUUCGCCAUCCUCUCUUCAGUCCUCUUCUUUGCAUCGUCACCAUGCACCGCCCGCGUUGUACCUCCUCAACCCCCGCGCAUCCUCCCUCGCGGUGACGUACAAUCAUUGCUAUCAACAUCUGAUGCAUCUCUGGCCGAUAAAUGCACGUUCACCCUCUUCCACAAGCAACUCAUCACCGCUACUCAAUCCGAAUCAACGAGCAAGGGCAAAAUCAACUAUAUCCAAAUCGACAGCUUGGAAGAUCAUACAAAUGGAAUCACCAUCGAUGUUGCUUCUUCAAGACCACGAACCGAGCGCAACUCGUAUGCGAAGGUCUCUGCGAAGCAGGUUCUCACCAUCGCGGGAUUGCUGGAUGACACGAGUUUGACCAUCCACGGCACAGACGGGGAGGAUGCUCUUGUCUUCGAGUCUGAUGGCGUGAGCUGGGCGACAGAGGGCGGGAGCAAAAGAGUGAGGCCUGACGCAUGGUGUGAUUCGGGCAUCUGGGUUGAGAGUGGGAAGGGAAGUAGGGAACGCACAAUGGAGUGCGCAUUUCCCUGCGCUAAGAUUGAGGAGGGUGAGGACGAGGAGAGAGAAGAGCUGCGGUAG